CUUCAAUAACUUGUGCAGCAUAAAACUCUUGAUCAUGGCCCGUGAAGUCAUCAACCAGGACACAUAUAGCCAAGAGGAUCAUCAGGUCGCAUAUGUCUUCGACCCUGAAGACGAUGGGACACGCCAAAAGCCAGCCAAGCGGAGAAGAAGAUCUAAGCAGGGCCAGGAUUCUGCAGAAAUAGUGAAAGAUUCAUCAGCUUUUGUGCCUCUUCUCAAUGGUGCUGAGAAACCCGAGUUCGUCAAAUUAAGGGAGAGAUUGUUCCAGGAAAGCUGGGCUAAGAUUGAUGAACGGAUCGAGAGAAUACUCAAAACUUCAAAUCUCGAGACUCUCAAUGAAGUCAGCGAGUUUGCCAAAGACGCAGUGACAGAAUCUGGGGAUAGAAUCCCUUCAGCAUUCAUCAUCACAGGACCUAACAUCGCAUCACAAGAUCUUCUCUUUCAACAAUUAUCGGAGACACUUCAGCAAACAACAUCAAGCAAGUUUGUUGGUUUGCGGUCAUCAGAGGCAUCGACGCUGAAAGCCACGUUGAAGAAGAUUAUUCGAGAUGUCACAGCCAAAGCCUCCACUGAUGAGGAUGAUGAUCUUGAAGUCAGUGACGGUCGAGAGGGACGAAGGUAUCUCGACUAUGAUCUUGAAGCGCUGUAUGCAUUUAUCAAACCCCAAAAUGUAGAGCAUGUGUUUGUCGCCUUUCAAGACAGUGAAGGUUUCGACAGCAGUUUAUUAUCGGAUUUGAUCAUUCUCUUCAACUCUUGGCGCCCUCGUAUACCAUUUACUCUCCUCUUUGGUAUCGCCACAUCAGUCGAGCUUCUCCAAGCCAGACUACUCAAGGCUUCUUGUCAGCAAAUUUAUGGAGCGCAGUUUGAUGUGAUUCAGACCUCGGCCAUUCUCGAGACAGUCUUCAAAACAGCGGUAGCAACAUCUGAUGCUCCUGUAGUACUGGGAGCAUCGCUCAUCCGCAGCCUGCUUGAUCGUCAGCAUGACCAGGUUUCAGGCAUUCAAACAUUCACUAUGUCAUUGAAGUACGCUUAUAUGUGUCAUUUCUAUGCGAAUCCACUCAGCGUUCUCGAGCAUACCGCAUCGUUGCAAGCCGAGCAUAUCGAGGCCAUUCGGCAUACUGAUUCUUUCAGGGAAAAUGUUGAGCAGGCAGUAGAAUCUGGCAUCUUGGAUAAUGUGCAAUACGCCAAAGGUUUGCUUGAGAACGACGAGUUUCUCGUUACGCGAGUUCAAGAUAGUCUAGCCCGUCGUCAAGAAUCUGUUGAGGAUUUUUUGCGGUCACUUCUUAUUCUUGGAGAAACAGAAUCGCAAGACAUUGAGUUCUCAAGAGCAUAUGCGGAAGCUUUGGAUGAGGGCGUUUCAAUCACUGAGAACUCGAGAGCUAUUGAGUCGGUACGACGUAUGGACGUCGGCGAGCUGCUGGUCAUGCUUCGCAAGGUUGUAUCAAUCUUGCAGAAAGGAGAUUGUGGCUUACUUCUCGGUCCAGCAACGAAGCAAACGGACCUUGAAUUUCGAGAUGCACUGACAAGACAACUUGUCGAUCUGGAAGAGCUACAAUCAAAGGCAGAAGAGCAGGGGAUUACACUACGGAGCAAGUACAGCGGGCAGAGUAAAGUGAUGCGCACAACUGUGAUUGCACAAAGAGUUCAAUUAAGUCAAGACUCAGCUGCACUUACAGAUGAAGACAAGCAACUUACUCAGGCCAUCGACGACCUCACCGGGCUAUUAGUCACGCAUGUUCAGUUUGUCAGACCCAGGUCUCUUUUGUUGUCGGAGAGCUGGUUGUACGAUUCUCGAGCUCCGUCGCGAGAUGUAUUCGUGCCUCGACCACGGGCCGUUCUAGAACGCAGCCUCACCAGGCCGCACGACUAUUUGUCAUGUUCAUGCUGCAAGCCAGGCGAUGGAGAAACACCGGCAACUCUGCCGGCCACGGCGCUCUUAUACCGCCUAUACACAGAGACUGGGAGCCUCAUCAACGUGGCAGAUCUCUGGGCUGCAUUCUCAGCACUUGUAAGCGAGGAGGAGACAGACGAACGCAAGUCGCUGGUAAUGUUUUACCGUGCGCUGGCUGAGCUGAGGGCUUUGGGAUUCGUCAAAGCAAGCAAGAAGAAAGCGGACCACAUUGCCAAGCUGAAGUGGCUCUGAAUAUGGGGAUUGCGAUUGCAUUGGUCGAACAAAGUUUGAGAAAGAGAGACAUGGCGAGAAGAUUGAAGACUGCAACCGCCAAAUGGGGAUGGUCCUUUGUAUUUGAGGGGAUGAGACGGGAUUAACCAUGUCUGGAAACAGGUUUUUUUUUCUUUUUGAGGGGGUUUGAGAUCGAAACCGAGGUCGAGCCCAAUGGCCACUGAGGGACCUAGUGAUAGGCCGCAAAAAGACGAGGAGAGAAAAGGUGUCGUCAGUCUAAGACAUUGAAGAACUAAGACACGAGGUGGCUGGGAACCAAGAGCGAGUGAGACUGUGAGUGAGAGUGAGUAUGAGAGCGAGAGAGUGUGGGAGUGAAAGUGGAGGGUGAAAGUCAAGUCACGGUUACAGCCAACGCAGCAAAAUCCAAGACAUGCAGGUAGAUACAUGAUUAGACGCCGGGAGCGGAGGGAACUGCAUAGAACAAAGCAUCAUGUGAAUGAACGAUAACGGUGAACGGCUAUAGCUACUAUAUUGAGGUCUCAGUUGGCCAAGCUACCUUACCUUAUCUACGUACCCAGGUUAACACUCAA
Molecule: messenger RNA, 2709 nt
Organism: Fusarium odoratissimum NRRL 54006
Lineage: Eukaryota; Fungi; Ascomycota; Sordariomycetes; Hypocreales; Nectriaceae
Product: origin recognition complex subunit 3
Exons: 7
Coding region: 35-2140 (701 amino acids)
Biological process (GO): DNA replication; DNA replication initiation
Cellular component (GO): DNA replication preinitiation complex; nuclear pre-replicative complex; nuclear origin of replication recognition complex
Molecular function (GO): DNA replication origin binding
Source: RefSeq, a predicted model, not a curated record